Anneissia japonica is the source of this 849-nucleotide messenger RNA. RefSeq lists its product as uncharacterized. The coding region runs from base 1 to 849 and encodes 282 amino acids. The transcript has a single exon. NCBI's taxonomy places the organism in Eukaryota, Metazoa, Echinodermata, Crinoidea, Comatulida, Comatulidae. The record is from RefSeq and is a predicted model, not a curated record. Gene Ontology annotation, molecular function: nucleotide binding; nucleic acid binding.
AUGAAUACCGAGCUCAGAAAGGCGGCAAAAACCGACUUUGAAAAAGACUUUUUCAAGCUAAUGAACAAUUCCGUUUUCGGCAAGACUAUGGAAAAUGUUCGCAACAGGCAAAAUGUCAUCUUGUGUAAAAAUAGCGAAAGUAGAAAAAUAGCCAAGCUCUUGGCGAAACCAAACUUUAACAGGCACGUCGCUAUCAACGAUGACCUCGUAGCCAUCCACAUGAACAAGACGCGGGUCGUGCUCAACAAACCCAUCUAUUGCGGUGCGGCCGUCUUGGAUCUGAGCAAGCUCAUAAUGUACGAGUUUUGGUACGACAAGCUCAAACCCUUUUACGGCGAUCGCGUCAAGCUCUUGUACACAGACACUGAUAGCCUGAUUCUCAAGAUCACCACCGAGGAUGUUUACGCCGACAUGCGAGAAAAUUUAGAUUGGUUCGACACGAGCAACUACGACGAGGGCAGUAUGUUGUACAGCGAGAAAAAUAAAAAAGUACCGGGAAAGAUGAAGGACGAAUUGGGUGGAAUCCCCAUGUCGGAAUUUGUUGCGCUCAAACCGAAAAUGUAUUCGUUCAGGACGCCAGAGCCGAGGCUGAAUGUCAAGCGGGCAAAGGGGGUCGCCAAAUACGUCGUAAGGGGUCAUCUAAGUCACGACGAUUACGUGCGGGUGUUGACGAGCAGAGAGGAUAUGUAUUGCGACAUGACCUCGAUUCGAAGCAGCAAGCAUUUGCUUUUCACGUUCAAGCAGACCAAAAAGUCGCUAUGCCCGUUAGACACCAAGAUGUAUAUACUCGAUGACGGAAUCACUUCCUACGCGUUUGGAAAUUGGAGGAUUGCACAUUCCCCGACAUGA